Molecule: messenger RNA, 1958 nt
Organism: Hippocampus zosterae (dwarf seahorse)
Lineage: Eukaryota; Metazoa; Chordata; Actinopteri; Syngnathiformes; Syngnathidae
Gene: ddx52
Product: DEAD (Asp-Glu-Ala-Asp) box polypeptide 52
Exons: 15
Coding region: 14-1873 (619 amino acids)
Biological process (GO): maturation of SSU-rRNA
Cellular component (GO): 90S preribosome
Molecular function (GO): ATP binding; RNA helicase activity; nucleic acid binding
Source: RefSeq, a predicted model, not a curated record
CCUACAAACCAAGAUGGACGCUUUCGAAUUGUUUCGGAAACUCGGAGCUGGAGCUAAAUUCGACCUGAAAAGGUUCGGCCAGGACGCGUCUCGAUUCAAGUUUGUCAGAACACAUGCAAGAGACGCGUCGUUCGAGCAGCUCUCUGCGAUCGAUUACUUCGGCGCAGGGGGGACGAGUGGAGCGCAGAGCACAGCCAAAGAUCGGGAGGGAGAUGAAGAUGAGAGCAGCGUCGGGGUCCAAAAAAGAAAGCGACGGGAUGAGGAGAGGAGGGUGAAGAAGAAGAAAAAGACAGCAAAAAUAGCAGGGAAUGCCAAUGGACUGAAUAACUCAAAGCAGGACGGGAUCACCUGGAUGUCCUCACUGGAUGGGAAGAUUCAGAACCUGCGGGGCGAUGGGAAGGAGAAGUCGUCGCUGAAAAGGCUGAAGCAGCUUCAUCGGGAGAAGGUGAACCGCCUGCGUUCUCGUCACCGCAUCAACGUUCAUGGCAGCGACACGCCGGACCCCGUGUGCACCUUCGAGGAGCUGCAGUCCGAGUACCAGCUCAACCCGCGGCUCCUGGAGAACAUGCGCAAUGCCGGCCUCAGUACGCCCACGCCCAUUCAAAUGCAGGCCAUCCCGCUCAUAAUGCAGUGUCGCGAGCUCCUGGCCUGCGCUCCGACGGGAUCGGGCAAGACGCUGGCCUUCUGCCUCCCGCUGCUUGCGCACCUCAAGCAGCCCGCCAAGCUCGGAUUCAGGGCGGUCAUCAUCUCACCCACAAGAGAACUGGCCAGCCAGACCCACAGGGAGAUGCUGCGCCUGUCUGAGGGUACCGGCUUCCGAAUCCGCAUCCUAGACAAAGCGUCGGUGGCGGCCAACAAGUUCGGACCUCAAUCGAACAAAAAAUUUGACGUCCUGAUCAGUACUCCCAAUCGACUUGUCUUCCUGCUCAAACAGGAUCCUCCCGCCAUUGACCUCAGCAGCGUGGAGUGGCUGGUGGUGGACGAGUCGGACAAGCUGUUCGAGGACGGCAAGAAGGGCUUCAGGGAACAGCUGGCGGCCAUUUUCCAGGCGUGCUCGGGCGCGAAGGUGCGCCGGGCGUUCUUCAGCGCCACCUGCACGCAGGAUGUGGAACAGUGGUGCCGUCUUAAUCUGGACAAUCUGGUCUCCGUCAACAUCGGACACAGGAACACGGCGGUGGAUUCCGUGGAGCAGGAGAUGCUGUUUGUCGGCACGGAGAACGGCAAGCUGGUGGCCGUACGUGACAUCAUCAAAAAGGGCUUCCUGCCUCCCGUGCUGGUGUUCGUCCAGUCCAUCGAGCGAGCGCGCGAGCUUUUCCACGAGCUCGUCUACGAGGGCAUCAAUGUGGACGUCAUCCACGCUGAGCGCACGCAACAGCAGCGGGACAACGUGGUCGAGAGUUUCCGCUGCGGAAAGAUCUGGGUGCUGAUCUGCACGGCGUUGAUGGCCCGAGGAAUCGAUUUCAAAGGCGUCAACCUUGUGCUCAACUAUGAUUUCCCCACCAGCGCUGUCGAAUACAUUCACCGGAUAGGUCGCACGGGCCGAGCGGGCCAUCGAGGGAAAGCCAUCACUUUCUUCACAGAGAACGACAAGCCGCUCCUGCGAAGCAUCGCUAACGUUAUCAAACAAGCCGGAUGUCCAGUUCCGGACUACAUGGUUGGCUUCAAGCGGAUACACAGCAAAGUCAGGAGGAGACUGGAGAAGAAACCUCCCAGCAGGAGCACCAUUUGCACCACGCCACGUAUCCUCAUGAAGAAACCGCCCCAAAAAGUCCAGAAAAGCAAGCAACGCCCAAGAAAUUUGGAAAAACAAAAGAAAACGGCAAAUUCUCUGAAAAAACAAGUCAGAAAAAAGACCAAGACACCACAAGAGUAGAAGAUGGACUUUGGAAAUGUUCCAAUAUGCUUUGGUCUUUGUAUGUCGAAAUAAAGAAAAAAAAUAAACUUUGUAUUACUAUCUG